GAUUUGUGAGAAGAUGAGUCUCAGCAAGGACAAGAGGCAGAGUAAAUAUAGAAUUCUUGCCUGCAGCAACACAUACAUGACGGUUGGUUGCCAACAGAGCUUCUCACUGAUGUGCCGGAGAUUACAGAUGCGACAAGCACUUCGCGCAUUCAGCAACGGGCGAACUCGCGAGGCGGAUACAGAAGCUUAGCGUUUGCUAUGCUUGGUCUCCGCAACACUGGGGGCUUGCCAGGCAUAUCUGGAUCCGCCACUGAGUCGGUUCAACGGCGCUUCGGACCCCGGCGCUUCGUCACACCAUUUGAUGAAUGGCUUUUUCGGCCGGCCACGGACUUCAGUGAACAGUUGAGCCGAGCCACAUCACGUCUCCGAUUGAGCUCAUUGGCUUCAAGUACCAGUCGUCUGUACACGUACACUACCUAGACGCCAGUCCUGCAAUGCAACCCUCUUCGGUUCGCAACCCCGAGGCUCGGUUUCCGAGAUUAGCAUUCGAAAUCAGAUGCGUAAAGCGGUACCCAGUGUCUGUUUGCGUGUUCCGGAUCAUUGAGUAUAACAUUUCAUGUCACACCAAACUUUCGGACAAAGUCUUGGAGCGCGGGCCGCGAGUUUCAUAAUAAUGCCGAGAGCGCAAUCCAUGCUGCAAUGUAUAUAGCCCCAGUCAAGGUUCAAACUCAAAUCAAUCUCCAGUAUCGGCCCGCAUUCUAAUUCAACUUCCACGGCCACAAUGGAUUUCGGUCGCCGAUCUCCCACGCAGGUUCUCGCUGCCUUACAGCCGUUGGUACAGGCGUUGGAUCGGGAAGCAGUAAUCACAAGCACCGAUGCUUUGUACCCACUUCAUUCGGAGCCAUAUGCUAUUCAAAAGCAGCUCCACCCAGCAGUGGUACUGGUACCGGACACGGUGGAGGAACUCUCUGCCAUUGUGAAGUUCCUGUACGGGUCCAACUUAGAUUUUGUCAUCCGUGGUCAUGGCUUCAAAUCCCCCUCCGCCAGGCAUGUGGUCGUCAGCAUGCUAAAGUUCAAGGACCUGGACUAUGACCCGGUGAAGAAGAUCGCCACAAUCGGCGCGAGUGCCACCUGGUUCGAGGUGGUGUCGUUCAUGGAGCAAGUCGAUCCGGAGUAUUCCGUUCCCGCCGCCCGCACCCCGAGCAUCGGAGUCACCGGAACAAUUUUGAAUGGCGGGCUCUCGUGGAUGUCCACCGAGUACGGCGGCAUCAGUGAUCCAAUCAAUUUCCUUGACGCGGAAGUCGUCAAGUAUGACGGAACGGUUGUCAUGGCAUCCCAAGAGCCCGGUCUUCUUUGGGCUCUCAGAGGCGGCGGCGGCGGCUUUGGUGUCGUCACCAAGGUCCUACUUCGAGCGCAUCCUUAUCCGACUGAUAUCUGGUCGGGCAUGGUUCUGGUGCCUCGGAAGUUGCUGCCGCAGCUGGUUGACAAGAUCUACGUUUUCAACCACUCCGUCCCUCACCCAAAAGUCAACUACUUUGCCUACUUGCUACCCAAAAAGCUCCUCGCGACGGUGUUGGAGGGCGACGAGCCUGACGCCGAAGACUCGGUCGUGUUCCACGUCUACGACGCUCUCGGCGGGAAGCACGGUCGAGACGUCUUCCAAUGGCUCCUGCAGAUGCCCGGCGCGAUUGACCGAACCAGGGUGACGAACAUGAAGGGGAUGCUCGAAAUGCAAAGAAACGCGGCAGCCCUCCGAGGGACGAUGAGGACGUUUUACGCCCCGAUGGCAGUUGCUGAUAUGGACCAAAGCGUCAUCACUCGGGCAAUUGAGUUCUAUGACAAGAUCGGUCAACUGGAUGAGUCCAUCCACACCAUGUCGGCGGUGAUCUUUGAGUUCCUUUCGUUUCGAUCCCCCAUCGGUGGUACUGCAGAGGUUGCCUGGCCCCGGUCGAGUGGCUUGAACCACUUGCUGCUAUUCAUCUUCAGUGGCCCAGGAGACGGGCCACCGGAGCAGGAAAAGAUCCUGCGUCAGCUUUCCGAAGAUGCCCCGCGGUACGUGCUAGGGCAGAAAGCCGGUGAUGCCGAGAUCAAUCCUGCCGGUCUCGAGCCGGAUUAUCAUGACGUCAAAGGAGUGUACCGUGAACACUACGAGAAACUGGUGGAGUUGCGACGUCGAUAUGAUCCUGACAACCGGUUCAAGUCAUUUUUCUGAUCUCUUCUUUGAUCUCGUCGUGAUUCAGAUGUUGAUAUAUCAUCAAGCAUUCUUCUCCCUUGGACAAGCGUUUGAAUAGCGCAUUUGUCAUUUGACAACUUCCCAUGUAAUAGGCUGGAAGUGACAGUUGGUAGUCUAUUAUAGUACAAUUAUAGUCCAGUUGAUUCCGGGCCAGCCUUUAU
Colletotrichum destructivum is the source of this 2334-nucleotide messenger RNA. RefSeq names its product Putative FAD-binding domain, PCMH-type, FAD-binding, type PCMH, subdomain 2. Gene Ontology annotation, molecular function: FAD binding. Lineage: Eukaryota; Fungi; Ascomycota; Sordariomycetes; Glomerellales; Glomerellaceae. The coding region runs from base 722 to 2152 and encodes 476 amino acids. The transcript has 7 exons. The record is from RefSeq and is a predicted model, not a curated record.